Messenger RNA from Magallana angulata, 6085 nucleotides. RefSeq lists its product as uncharacterized. The coding region runs from base 18 to 4046 and encodes 1342 amino acids. NCBI's taxonomy places the organism in Eukaryota, Metazoa, Mollusca, Bivalvia, Ostreida, Ostreidae. The record is from RefSeq and is a predicted model, not a curated record. Gene Ontology annotation, molecular function: protein tyrosine phosphatase activity. Gene Ontology annotation, biological process: protein dephosphorylation. The transcript has 24 exons.
UAACUUGCACUUCAAAGAUGGAUUCCGUUGUUAUGCUAUUUGUCCUUUAUUUGUUGAACUUAUUGAAUAUAACUCAAGGUCAAUGUAUUAGCAAUGGUACAUGUGUCUGUCACUGUGAAAACUGUACUAACGGAUGUACCGCUUGUUUACCUGGAUGGAGCGGAUCAACAACAAAUUAUUGUCAAAAAUCGAACACUUUCUUUCAAUUACUUGCAAUGGAUGAACUCUUUGACGGUGAUUCAAAAACUUCCAAAAUAUUCAAAGGUCAUGACCCAUAUAUUCUAUUUCAAUUUAAUACUUCUGCAAAAAUUGAUCAACUAGACAUAACCCUUUUGCUAGAAUAUGGGAUAAACUACACAGUUUCUGUACAGCAAAUUCCAUAUAAAUUUCUUGAAUCGGAGAUUUGCGACAAAUUCACACACAGCGAUGUUAGUACCGAGAGAACUGUUACAGUGACAUGUAACCGACCACUUCAUGGAAAAUACAUUGAAAUUGUUGCCUCGAGUCCCUUAGAAACAACUCUACAAGUGUUUGAAAUUGAGCGGUUCGAAUGUUCAAAUGGCACUUUCGGGGAAAAUUGCAGUAAAAUUUGCCCAGACGGAUGUAACAAACAGUGUGAUAAAAAUACUGGUGACUGUAUUUGUAUUAGCGGUCGCUGGGGAAACUCUUGUAAUCAGACAUGUCCUUCGUUUUGUGAUAAAAAUACGUGUAAUUCUACCACAGGCGAUUGUAAUGAUUGUGUUCUUGGAUAUUAUGGAGUGAAAUGUGACAAAGAAUGUUCUUUUGGGUGUCAAAAUAUUUGUAACAAGAAAUCGGGAAUAUGUUCAUGUAAAUCAGGAUUCUAUUUGUCAAAUUGUUCAUUGACGUGUCCAUCAAAGUGUUUAAAUAAUGAGUGUCAUCAAGAAAAAGGAACUUGCCUGGCAUGUCAUAAUGGAACAUAUGGCGACUUUUGCAACCUGAAUUGUUUGGGUGAUUGCAACGGUCAGUGUAAUAAAGAAGGCAUAUGUGGAACCUGUGCUAACAAUAAAUAUGGUACUUAUUGUAAUCAAACAUGUCCUGAAAAUUGUGAAGCAGGGGUUUGUAAAAGAGGCACUGGUUAUUGUGAAAAUUGUAAGAUAGGUUAUAUGGGAGAAAAAUGUGAUAAAAGCUGUCCGGAACACUGUGAGAUUUGCAGUCAAAACGGUUACGAAUGCAAACGAUGUGUUGAUAAAUGGUUUGGUGUUAAAUGUGAGUUAAAAUGUCCCACCGGUUGUGGUGAAAAUGGGUCCUGUGAUAUUGAAUCAGGUAUGUGCAAUGAGUGUCCUGCUGGAUAUUAUGGGAAUAAAUGCACUCGGCAAUGUAGUAAUAAUUGUGCCUCGAACAAAAUUUGUGAUCAGAGCACGGGGAACUGUCCAAGCUGUAAAGCUGGUUGGUAUGGACUGAACUGUUCAGAACACUGUAACAGUAAUUGUAUGAAUUCAACAUGUAUUAGCAAUCAGUCAUGUACGUUUGGUUGUAAAGAUGGAUGGUAUGGUGCACAAUGUGAUUAUAAAUGUGGCCGCGCUAUUCGAAACUGUGGGCAAUGUGAUUUGAUAGAAAAUGUUCCGGUUUGUCGACAUUGCAGCGAUAGAUGGUACCUGAUGGAGACAAAUUGUUUCGAAUGUCCUGAAAAUUGCUCUUCUUGUAUGUCAGAUGAAGAAUGCUUGGAGUGUAAAAACAAUUUUUACCAUGGCAAGACUUGCAACUCAACAUGUAACACAGCCUGUAUAAAUAAGACAUGUGACAUGACAGGGUAUUGUAAAGAGGGAUGUGAAGACGGUAGAUAUGGCGUCAGAUGUGACCAAAAUUGUUUGGAACAUUGUAAGACUUGUCACAAUUUAACAAUGUGUUUGCAAUGUGAAGAUGGAUAUUUUGGGGAAUCGUGUCAAAUGUGUCCUAAAAAUUGUAAAAAAUGUGAAAAUUAUUCAACUUGCACACAGUGUAAAACCGGAAGGACUCAUAAUAAUGGUAGUGUUGAAGAAAACGAUCCUGAUGGCAGUAAUUGUAAUAAUCAACUGCCAUCAACUACACAUACAUUGAUAGCUUCCGUCGUUCCAAUUCUUUUAAUGAUUGUAAUAUUAAGUUCAGUGUUUUGCUUGAUAGUUGGACAAUUGAAGCAAAAAUGGAAAAACAGAAAAAGUUUGAUAGUCCAACACACAAUACAACCACUUCUAAAAAGAACAGGACACUGUUAUGAAAAUGCUGGGAUAUCUGUUUAUAACACUCGUGGAUCGCAGGCACUUCUUGAAGAAAUAGAUCCUGAUGAAAACUCUAACAACACCGACAUAGAUGAGUUUGAAAGUCAUAACUACGUAAAUGUGACCAUGACACGCAUUUCUGUACAACGUCUGUGGGAAUACAAGUUGCAAAAUACAGCAAACGAUUCAAUAAAUACAGAAUUUAAGAAUCAGCCAACAGGACUACUUUUGAAGUGUAAGGAAGCCAAGAAAUCUGAAAACAAAAAAAGAAAUAGAUACAAAUACGUAUACCCCUAUGACGCAAACAGAGUUAUGCUUCCACCAGGUGAAAAAUGUAACAACAGCUAUAUCAAUGCUAGUUACAUAAAUGGAUUUGAAGCCCUUAAAGAAUAUAUAGCAUCUCAAGGUCCAUUUACUGAUGAAACAGUUACGGAUUUUUGGAGAAUGGUUUGGAAUGAGAACGUUAAUACAAUUGUUGUCCUGACUAAUUUGGAAGAGAAUGGUGUCAAAAAGUGUAGAAAGUACUGGCCAACUACUGAAACGAUGUAUGGAGACAUACAAGUGAAGACAUUAUCCUCGGAUUCCUCUUCUUGUUACAAAGUGCGUCGCUUCCAAAUUACAUUGGAAAAUGAAGUUCGGACCGUUAAGCAGUUUCAUUUUACUGCCUGGCCAGAUAAAGGUGUGCCUAGUUCUGUCAAUUCUAUACUAGAUUUCAGGAGAAAAAUCAGACGCAAGGCAGACAUAACAAGUCCUAUUGUUGUACACUGCAGUGCUGGUAUUGGCAGAACAGGAACAUUCAUUGCCCUCGACGUCUUAAUUAACCAAGGACAAAAGGAAGGGAGUGUGGAUGUUGUCAGUUGUGUAACCAACUUGAGGUACCAAAGAACACAUCUCGUACAGACCGUGGAGCAGUAUAACUACCUGUACGGUGCUGUAACAAAAGAACUAACUGGAAAAGAGAGUGGAAUACAGGAAAAAGAAUUCAUGACAUAUUACAGUCAGAUGAAACGCAUAAAUCAGUCCACAGAAACAACGUUCAUUGAAGAGGAAUUUAAUUUGAUUGAGAAGUUGGCUCCAGACAUAGAUGAGAAUCGGUAUCAAACUGCAAAGGCUGUGAAUAACAGACAUAAAAACAGGCACAGUAACAUCCUAGCAGAUGACAAUUUUAGAAUAUAUAUUAAUAGACGAGACGGUGACUACAUAAAUGCCAUUUCGCUCCCAAGCGCUCAGCAAAACUUUGCUUACAUAAUUACUCAUACGCCAUUACCAGAAACUGUUGAUGAUUUCUUUUCAAUGAUGGCUGACCACGAAGUCCUUACCAUCGUGCAAUUAGAUAAUGACGCUGACGAGGUCUUUGGAAAUCGUUGUCAGAGUAAAGAUGAAACGUUUAUUCAAAAUUCGUUUGAACUGAACCCGCAAGAAAAAACCACAUUCGGCAACUUUGAACUGUUGGCCUGCCACUUUCAGGAUGAUCACGCCUUAGUCUCAAGACAUGUGAAGCUGUAUCGAGGACGCUUCUGGAAAGGUAGCCAUGUUGUUCCUAACGAUUUACAACCAAUGAUUUCUCUCGUCGAGACGAUUCUAAACCGACGUAGAGAACAAAUGGAAAAUCCAGUGGUUGUUGUGUGCAGGGAUGGAGCUCAAAGAAGUGGGUUAUUCUGUGUGUUGGCUAAUCUAGUAGAACAAUUACAACUCUCUGGUUCUGUGGACAUUCUACAAACAGUGCUGAAUGUACGCCACCGGCGUCCACAGAUCAUUCCGUGUUUGGAACAGCUGGAUUAUAUUUACGACUUUAUAAAGAAAUAUCUUGAGUCUGGAAACAAAGUUUAGUCAUCAUAUUUUUCUUUUUUCUUAUUAUAUAGCAUAAAAAAAGUUACAUACAAUAAAUGUUUACCACACUUUUUGAGGUUUCUUACGUUUAUGGCUUGUUUUGAGUCUUGAGAUUUUUGUAUUAUUAUUAUAAUGUUGAAUUUUGUUUAAUAUUAUGUCACUUAUUUAGUUUGUCUCACAUAUACGUGUUCAGCUAAAACUGCAAAACAGUGAUAAAUUUAUAUAUUUAUAACAUGUUUAUUUUUGUUUUCUACUUACUUGACAAUGUAUAAUAGGUGUCGUUUUUCAUUUAUCAUUAUUUCUGUAGUUACUUAAAGAUAUUAAAGUUUAUCUUGCAUAGGAUUUUAGCUGGACAAUACUCUUCUCAGAGCCAUAUAAAAUUAAUCCAGAAAAUUAAUUUAAUUAAUAUAUAUAAAUAUUGUCAUCCUUACAACUCCAGGGGUUCAUAGUCCACUCGUGACCAUGAACGUCUCACGGCCACGAGAGUACUAAGGACGUCUGACGUUGUUGGGAUAUAAUAUCAAUAACAAAAGGAUAAUCAAAACUAAGUGAUAUUAUUACAUUUUGAUAAACCUGUGUUGAUUGUAAAUGUGUUCUCACAAUACCGGUAACUUUCUAUCAUAAUGCUUAGUUAUGUCAUAUGCAUUCGAAAUAUUUCCUUAGCAUGCCAAUUUAACAACAACAAAUAAAGAAUUAUAAUAGUUCUCUAUUAAGGAGUCUUGUAAGAAAUGAAUAAUCUGAGACAAUAAUUGUUGUUAAUAUCCAAUACACAUUAAUAGUUUUAAUUUUUCUUCGUAAAGAUAAACUAAAUUUUAUUUUUUUCCAUAUAUCAAAUGUACUUUAAGUUGAAAAAAAUUUAAAUUUCUGACACUUAAAAAAAAUAAAGUCCUUAAACUACAGAUCAUAUUACAUACAAUGUUUUUUGCGAUAUUAUGAUCAUGCAGCAAAGUUUGCAAGUCGCUGCAAAAUCAGCUUCAUAUGCAUGAAGAUGGAUAACUCAUACUUGGAUUUUACUGAGUAGUACAUGUAUGUCGGGAUUAUCUUAACUAUGAAAAAAACCAGUUAAACAAAUAAGGAUGCUGGUGGAUAAUGUUUAUUUUUUUAUUUUUUAUUUUUUUUUUUACAUAAUUUGAAUGUGAAAUAACUUUUACAACCCGGUGAAAUAAUGUGUCUGCUCUCAUUAUUGUAUUAUUUUUUAUUAUUAUAUUUAUCACUGCUUUAUUACCAUCAUUCAUAAUAUUAUUAACUUGAUUUGAUUCAUUUUUGAUAAGCAUUGAAGGACUUAUGUGCGGUAUGGUCAAAUAUCUGCCCCCGAUUUCAACCAAUUUUUAAAUAGUAUCGUAUAAAAAUAAAAUCUUCACAAAUCAUUGUAUAAAGGAUGCCUAUAACUUUAAUUUUGAUUUUAGUCAUUAUUGCUCAUUCGCUGUUUAUCUAUGACGUCACCAAAAAUGACCUAAUUCCCGCAAAUUUGCAAACAAAUGAAAAUAAAAUAUUCUCAUUUUUGCUCUUUAUUUAGCAUUCGGCGCAGGUCUGCUCGAGUAUGAUUUUAUAUAUGAUUUUCUUCAGAUAGUUAUACACAUUGUACUAAAACAUGGUACUUAAGCAAGCCUGCGCUCGAUGUUUCCAAGUCGAAAAACCAUCGGAAAACACCCAUAAUUUGCUACAGAACAUCAAUUUAUCAGAAUAAUGCAAUCUUCAUGACGUCAUUUCUACAUUAUGACGUCACUGUGGUGAUAACCUUUCACACCUUUAUUUCCAUUAUGAUUUUAACUAUCUUUCACCUUAUUUUUAAAGCUCUUUCUAAAACUUUGAUUCUAGGGGCAAAAAAUGCAUAAUACCGCACAUAGUCCUUCUUUUCUUUAACUUAACUGUGCGAACCGCUAGAUUUAAACCAAAAUCAAACAUUUCUGAAAAUGAUAAUCAUAUUUUGCGUUAUAUUUAUGAAAUAUUUGCUGAAAAUUCCCCGUCAUCUUUUUUUUCACAUUUUUAUACAUUUUAUACAGAUUGUUAUUUAUUCAAUAAACAACAUAUUAAAUUCC